UUCAGAUAAUCUCUGUAGUCUGUGGUUCAGAUAGACAUCAUUUUUUGCGGACAGAAUUGCGGACAAUUUUUCGUAAAUGAUUAAAAUCAGAUCAAAUAUUUUAUAGAGUAACUAAUUUCAGUUCUGAUUUAUUUUAUUGUAUUGUUUGUUUCGUGUUAUACUAUGGCAAGUACUCCAGAAAUUACCGGCCCUGUUUCACAGGAGGACAUAGAGGCCGCUGAGAAAUUAAAAAAUGAAGCUAAUGAAUAUUUUAAAAAGCAAAAUUACAAUACUGCCAUCGAAUAUUACUCGAAGGCGAUAGAGAAAAACCCCAAUAAUGCUGUGUUCUACGCCAAUAGAAGUAUAGCGAAUCUCCGGCUAGAGAUGUUUGGUUACGCCUUGAUGGAUGCAUCGCAAGCUAUAGAAUUGGACAAGUCUUACACUAAGGCUUAUUACAGAAGGGCUGCUGCACACAUGUCGCUAGGGAAGUACAAAUUAGCACUUAAGGACUUUGAAUAUGUAACCAAAGUUAGGCCAAACGAUCAAGAUGCUAAAAUGAAGUAUAAUGAAUGUAAUAAAAUAGUGAAGAAAAUUGCAUUUGAGAAAGCUAUUUCUGUUGACAAAAAGGAAGUUAAUAUUGCUGAUUCUAUCAAUUUAGAUGCUAUGACCAUUGAGGAUGAAUACGAGGGCCCUGCAUUAGAAGAUGGUAAAGUUACUCUGAAAUUCGCCACAGACCUGAUGGACUACUACAGGCAACAGAAAAAACUUCACAAGAAAUAUGCUUACAAGAUCUUAAUAGAUGUGAAAGCGUAUCUCCAGAAGCAAUCUUCGCUAGUCGACAUUAAGGUACCCGAUGACGCCAAGUUCACAGUCUGCGGGGACAUACACGGGCAGUAUUACGACCUCAUGAACAUAUUCAAGCUCAACGGGUUGCCGUCGGAAAAUAACCCUUAUUUAUUUAAUGGGGACUUUGUAGACCGAGGCUCUUUCAGUGUGGAAUGCAUCUUCACAUUGUUUAGCUUUAAACUAUUAUACCCAAACCACUUCUAUAUGUCAAGAGGAAACCACGAGACCCGAGACAUGAACCGUAUGUACGGCUUCCAGGGGGAAGUGACGUCAAAGUACAACGCACAUAUGGCCGAUUUAUUCACGGAAGUUUACAACUGGCUACCAUUAGCGCACUGCAUUAAUAGCAGGGUGUUAGUAAUGCAUGGAGGACUUUUCUCUAUGGAUGACGUCACGCUCGACGACAUCAGAAAAGUGGACAGGAACAAACAGCCUUCGGAGGACGGUAUAAUGUGCGAGCUGCUAUGGUCAGAUCCGCAGCCUAUGGCUGGCCGGGCGCCGUCCCGCCGCGGCGUCGGAUGCCAAUUCGGACCGGACGUGACGUCAGCGUUCCUGGAACGAAACGGGCUCGACUACAUCAUACGCAGCCACGAGGUCAAGAACGACGGUUACGAGGUCGCGCACGACGGCAAGUGCAUCACCGUCUUCUCUGCGCCCAAUUAUUGUGACACGAUGGGCAACUUAGGUGCCUUUAUCACAAUGAAUGGGAAGGAUCUAACGCCGAACUUCACCACCUAUGCGGCUGUGCCUCAUCCUGACGUCAAACCCAUGGCAUACGCGAAUUCGUUCUUCAGUCUACUCUGCCAAUGAUCGCGCCAAUUGCAGCUGUCCCCAAACCGGAAACGGAAAGGGUGUACUAUCCUCCAUUUUGUCAAGCGCGCCUAUCGUAAUAGCGGCUGAACCCAGCAACGGUGAAAAGUGAGGUGCAUAUUAUAUCACAAAUAAAAAAAAUAUAAACAUUUAUUUUAAUUAUAUAACCAUUAAUUUAGAUACUGUAAUGAAGAGAGUUCAGAUAAUGAGUCACUUUAGAGAAGUUACUAUAUUCGACCAAAAUGUAAGUAGUUUUAUUACUUGUGUUAUAUUUGAAUUAUUUUAGAGAAUACACAGCUCAUUUUUUAAACUUCAUAGUGUAGAUUGAAAGCAAACAUAAGAUUGUAUGUUUUUUUCCCCAAUAUAUGACGAUUUUAUACUGUAGAAAGGGAUUUAGCUUCUGUGGAUAUUUGAAACUAAAUUCGGUUCAGCUUAAGUCAUCUUACUAUACACUAGUGUUUCACAUCAGCUCUAAAUAAUGCAUAAUAUGUUUUCAUACUUGAGCUAUUAAUAAAUAUUCACG
Messenger RNA from Chilo suppressalis (striped riceborer), 2158 nucleotides. The record is from the annotation of a GenBank genome assembly. NCBI's taxonomy places the organism in Eukaryota, Metazoa, Arthropoda, Insecta, Lepidoptera, Crambidae.